AUUCUGCCCCCGUAACUGACACCAGAGACCUCGAUAAAAUCCGGCAACAGAAAUGGCAGCGCCCGCACCAGUCUACUACCACCGCGCACGUCCACACCGGGGAACACACGCCACACCCGCUGCUGCCUCCCCGUCCGCGCAGGGCGGCGCCAAGAUGGAGGCCGGCGAAGCAGCGGGCGCCCUGCUCUUCGUCCUCGCCGUCGCGGCCGCCGUAGCAGCCGCCGCCGCCACCGGCGCCGUCAGCUUCACCUACCUGGCCUCGGUCGGCUCCGCCGGACCGUCACCCGCCUCCUCCAGCGGCGGGUGGCGGGGCGCGUGGGCGUGGGUGCGGUCCCGCGCGGUGGCGCCGGCGUUGCAGGCGGUGGUGUGGGCGUGCAUGGUGAUGUCGGUCAUGCUGGUGGUGGAGGCUACCUACAACUGCGCCGUCAGCGUCGGCGUCAAGCUCCUGGGAUGGAAGCCCGAGCGCCGGUUCAAGUGGGAGCCCCUCGCCGGCGACGGCGACGAGGAGAAGGGGGAUGCUGCAGCAGCUGCUGCUGCUGCUUACCCCAUGGUCAUGGUCCAGAUACCCAUGUACAAUGAGCUCGAGGUGUACAAGCUGUCGAUUGGAGCAGCGUGCGAGCUCAAGUGGCCAAAGGAGAGGUUGAUAGUUCAAGUGCUGGAUGAUUCCACGGAUCCCUCCAUCAAGAAUUUGGUGGAGAAGGAAUGUGAGAAUUGGUCAAGCAAAGGCGUAAAUGUCAAAUAUGCCACCAGAAUUGGCCACAAAGGGUUCAAAGCAGGAGCCUUGAAGAAGGGAAUGGAGUGGGACUAUGCCAAGCAAUGCGAAUAUAUCGCCUUGUUUGAUGCUGAUUACCAGCCAGAACCAGAUUUUCUCCUCAGAACUGUUCCCUUCCUCAUGCACAAUUCAAAUGUUGCCCUUGUUCAAGCUCGGUGGGUUUUCGUGAAUGACAGAGCAAGCCUUUUGACAAGGAUACAGAAGACAUUCCUGGAUUACCACUUCAAAGUUGAGCAGGAAGCAGGAUCAGCAACAUUUGCCUUCUUUAGUUUCAAUGGUACUGCUGGUGUAUGGCGUAGAGAAGCUAUCAAUGACGCGGGAGGUUGGAAGGAUCGGACUACGGUUGAAGACAUGGACUUGGCUGUCCGAGCGACCUUAAAGGGUUGGAAAUUUGUAUACGUAGGGGAUGUUAGAGUAAAGAGUGAGCUUCCAUCCACUUACGAAGCCUACUGCCGUCAGCAGUUCAGGUGGGCCUGUGGCAGCGCAAACUUGUUCCGGAAGAUGGCAUGGAAGGUCCUGGUUGCCAAGCAAGUAUCGCCCUUAAAGAAGUUCUACAUGAUCUACAGCUUCUUCCUGGUGCGACGAGUCGUCGCCCCCACUGUCGCCUUCAUUCUCUACAAUAUUAUCAUCCCUGUUUCCGUCAUGAUCCCAGAAGUCUUCCUACCAGUCUGGGGUGUCGCCUACAUUCCUACAGCACUCACCGUCGUCACCGCCAUAAGAAACCCAGAAAAUCUGCAUAUUAUGCCGUUGUGGAUUUUGUUCGAGAGUGUCAUGUCCAUGCAUCGCCUAAAAGCGGCAGUAGCCGGUCUGCUCGAGCUGCCAGAGUUUAACCAGUGGAUUGUGACGCAGAAAGUAGGGAACAAUGGCGGUGAGGAGAAUCGUGAGGUUCCGUUGCUUCAGAAAGCCAGAAAAGGGUUAAGAAACAGAGUCAACCUACCUGAAAUUGGAUUCUCGGUGUUCCUGUUCGCCUGUGCUUCCUACAACCUUGUCUUCCAUGGAAAGACCAGCUACUUCAUAAACCUCUAUCUGCAAGGACUAGCCUUUUUUCUUUUGGGGUUCAACUGCAUUGGCACCUCUUGUUGCUGCUUAUGAGCAAUCAGUGUAAUUGUUUCAGUUUUUUUUCUUUAUGUUGUAUUUGAUCUGUGAUUCUUCUCUCUUAUUUAAAUUUAUCCAGGAAACACUUGAGGUGUUGUCAAAUUACCUCAGGAAUGAUGCUGCUGACUAAAGUUUCAAAAAAAAAAAAAGAUGCUGCUGACUUGUGCUCUGUACAGUCACAACAAUAUAUGUAUACAAUAGUCACAUACAAGUCAAUAAAAACUUCACUUAAAAGUA
Messenger RNA from Setaria italica (foxtail millet), 2104 nucleotides. RefSeq names its product probable mannan synthase 5. Gene Ontology annotation, molecular function: mannan synthase activity. The record is from RefSeq and is a predicted model, not a curated record. NCBI's taxonomy places the organism in Eukaryota, Viridiplantae, Streptophyta, Magnoliopsida, Poales, Poaceae. Gene Ontology annotation, cellular component: Golgi apparatus. Bases 53 to 1864 code for a protein of 603 amino acids. The transcript is spliced from 10 exons.